AUGGAGUUUGCCACCAUUGGCCCUGGGUCUCAUGUUUAUUACACUGACCACGUCUGCAAGGUUAACGCAGCGACAUCUCUGAACCUCAACCACUGCAUCACUAAUCAGAAUGGCGUCAUGAAGCCCAAAAAGGAGAAAUUCGGCCGGUCCUGCAAUUACUGCUCCAUUAAGAAAGACGGCCACGCCCUUCGCUGCGCCUGUGCUAACGAAAAGGGCGAAUGGGUCGAUAGUGAGAUUGACUUGAACCAGGGAUUCCUGUACAACUGGUUCGGCUACCUCUCAUGCUUCAACACCUACGAGACCCAGUACAAGCGCAAGUACCCGUGCAAAGGGGCCAACUGGCAGCCUUCGCCUGGCGAAAACGACACCGCCUGCUCCAAGGGCUGCCCCCAGCCGUGCGACCACAGCAUCCAGUGCGGAUAUGACAAGGCAGAGCUAGUCGGCAAUUUCACCCACGAUGGUGGAAUGGGCAUUGAUGGAUUCGACUUGCCUGAGAAUAGUACGGCCUUGGUGCCGGAGCAUUUGAAACGUUCUUGA
This is a messenger RNA of Pseudomassariella vexata, 537 nucleotides long. RefSeq lists its product as uncharacterized. The transcript has 5 exons. Bases 1 to 537 code for a protein of 178 amino acids. NCBI's taxonomy places the organism in Eukaryota, Fungi, Ascomycota, Sordariomycetes, Amphisphaeriales, Pseudomassariaceae. The record is from RefSeq and is a predicted model, not a curated record.